GUGAACGCUGCCUCGAAGGGUCAUUUACCAGUAGUGCGCCACCUGCUAUCGAAACAGUCUGCCGAUCCUCUCGUUCGAAACAAUUGGGGUGAAACGGCGUUUGACAUUGCUGCUGCAGUGUUCGAGAUUUAUAUCUGCGAGGUUCUUCAGCAGGCUGAACUCGAGAUUUUCCGAAGGGCUGGCUCGGCUACCAAGUACAACCCCUUAGCGAUCCAUGCCACCGUUCCCAUUAUUGUCCAUGAACACCAAAGGCUGGAUACUCGGUUCAAGACUCUCGCCGUCAAUGGCGGGAAACCGCGGUUUUCCGUGUAUCAUCUAGGCAGGGAAGGACGACGAGCCCCAUUCGAACUUGUGCUUUGGCCCGAUGGGGAUGCCUUAAUUGGGCGGGGUCCACCUGAAAAGAAGUACAUACCCGCAUGGAGGAACAGCGUCCAGUUGCCCUUCCUAGAUGACUCUUUUACGAUCCCUUUGCCGAGUAGUACCGAAGCCAAUCUGAGAGAUGGGGCGGAGCGGAGUCAUUUCUGGAUGUCUGAUUGGAUGCUGGACGUGACACAUCCACGGGUGGACGUUACUGAUGGUUGGCAGUAUUCAAGAUAUCUUGAUGACACAGAGGAUCGCUGGACAGCUGAGACACCGCCUCAGCUUGAACGCCUCCUUACUGGCUCUGGCCUCGUCGCCGCAGGUUUAGGGAGUCCUUCCACGUCUAGUGGGUCCACCCGCUCCAACGGACAGCACGUCUCUAAGAAAGGGGCCCUUCAGAACACGAACCUCGCCUGGGCACGUCGAAGGAGAUGGGUCCGGGUAAUGCGUCGUCGACUUGACGUAACGUCAUUACCGUUGAUGCAGCCAGAUGGUAAUCUUUACAGUCUCACUGAGGAUGGCGGUUUUGCCCCAUAUGUACCGGAUGAAAUUAGCGAUCUUGGAGAUGACGAGGACGGAGGAGUCGAAUUGUCUACCCUCACCUCGAAUGGUUUGUCGUCGCACCAGGACUACAUAUCACGAGCGCGAUACCUAGUAGGGAGUUCAGGAAGUCCCUCCAUGGACGAAAUGGGUCCGCAGACACCUGCAGACAUCAAGCGGGAUAUCAAUAAGCUAAGCAGAGCUGUGGGCGAGCUACGUCUGGGCAUGCGCAGUGACAUGGACAGCGGCCGGAAAGCGCGUGCUGAGGCGCUCAUUAACACCUACAACCGUAUAUUGGAGAGAAUACGGAGGACUGCUAAUGCCAAUGGGCUGUAUGCCACAAAUGACGAGGAUGACGGUGAGGCAGACGCGGACGAUAAUGAUUCUGAUGAUAGCUUUCAUUAUCCCCAAUCUCCCCUGGGGUCAAGUACAACUACUCGUCCAGCUUCGAUAAGAUCGCAUCAUACGGAUUAUUUCAGCCUUGCGCGUUCUUCCUCUAGGCAGCCUGACCUCACACCGCAACUGGCACAAGCUCCAGAAUUCAGGGUCCCUACUCAUGAUGCGCCGAGAAAAAUUGCGACAAAUGGACUCAAUAUGCCAGUGCCACACACAUUGCACUCUCAGUGGGAGAGGGAUGAGGCAGCCGCAAGCUGCAGAGUGUGCAAGCGACGGUUUACGUUUUUGCUUCGGCGGCACUGUCGUAAAUGCGGUCGCAUACAUUGCAAUAAUUGUAGCAUUCAUCGCGCAAUGCUUGACCCCUCGGAGCUUAUCACCGAUCCUUCAUCUCAUGAAGAUCCACCUGGCGCACCUUCUUUACAACGUGUUUGCCAAGCAUGUUAUGAUGAGGUGAUAGCGAAUGUACCGUCCCCUCUAAGACGUGGACGUUCGGGAGGGAUGGAGAGCUUGCAAGUGUCUUCAUCGAGUCUGAGCUUACCUGGUAGUUCUCGGAGGAAUGAUUCGAGCUCUCAGUUAAGUGACCUCGGCGAAUGCCCUGUAUGUACAACAAAUCUGGCGGACCUUGGCCCUGCCAGUGCGCAGGAAGAUCAUGUUCGUACCUGUCUGGAAGGUGGGAGUGGGCAUGGGACCCAACAAUCUGGGAGGUAUCUUGUAUACAAGCUUCCCCAAGAAAGUGUUCUGAUUGGUGUCGAAUGUGUUAUCUGUUUGGAAGAGUUUGAGAGAGGCACGCUUGUGGCACGACUCAGCUGCUUAUGUACUUUUCAUAAUCAUUGUUUGUCGGCUUGGUUGCAACGUGGUCGGGCCUGUCCCAUUCAUGCCCGGGACAUGUAA
This is a messenger RNA of Cantharellus anzutake, 2187 nucleotides long. RefSeq lists its product as uncharacterized. The annotation marks the transcript as partial. The transcript is spliced from 12 exons. The record is from RefSeq and is a predicted model, not a curated record. Gene Ontology annotation, molecular function: metal ion binding. Lineage: Eukaryota; Fungi; Basidiomycota; Agaricomycetes; Cantharellales; Hydnaceae.